Messenger RNA from Leptomonas pyrrhocoris, 1298 nucleotides. RefSeq lists its product as hypothetical. The record is from RefSeq and is a predicted model, not a curated record. Bases 267 to 1298 code for a protein of 343 amino acids. Lineage: Eukaryota; Euglenozoa; Kinetoplastea; Trypanosomatida; Trypanosomatidae. The transcript has a single exon.
GGUACAACUCACGGUGCCGCUGACUGAUUGCGUCCCGAUUGUUUUCCCUUUUUGUUGUUGUUCCUUCAUCUUUUUGCGCGGCGCUAAAUUGGAAGGAACGUGAGAAUUGCUGCUCAGAGCACACGCACGCCCAGAAGGGUUCUUCCGCGUCGUUGUGGCUGGGCGGUUGCUCGACAACAGCAGUAGCAAAAGGGGCGACAUCUACCGAAGUUGCAACAUUCAUUUUCGACAAAGGAAAGUACGAAACGUAAAAACGAAAAGGGGAAAUGGUCGCGUGGUGGCCCUUCUCGCGCGCUGGCAACGCCGCUACCUCGUCCAGCGGGUUCCCACCAAUGUCCGGCUCUUCUCCUUCAUCGGCGGACGAGGGAGCCGUGCCUUUCACCCGCGGAAUCCACGACACCACCAGCUACCAAAAUCUGUCCUCCGGAAAAGAGCGAGACUACGGCGAAAGCGGCGUGGCGCAGUCGGAGAUCGACCGCGUGCGUGAUUUGCACAAGGUUCGCCGCCACAACGACGCUCGCGCUCUUGUGAUGGACACAGAGUCGAUUGAAUGUCUCGUGAACCGCUUCGAAAACGAAUUUCAGGCGGCCGACGCACACAUAAAGCGCCGCGAAGCGUCAAAGCCGCUGCUGCAACGGUACGACUACGAAAACGACCGCCGCUAUGAGCAGUGGAGGGCGGAUCAGAAAGCCAUGCGGGAGCGUCUGCAGAUCCACUUUCUCGACACGUUAAUCGAUGACGCCGCUGCCUGUAUUAUCUACUACCUGCGCGUGUGCACCACGGCGGGGCUUUGCUACGGCCUAGGCCGCACAGCUUAUCUUUAUCGUACGAUGGACAAGACGUACGCGAAGCUGAACGGUGUGUCGCUGACCGGGAUAGCCUUCAACGAAGUAAUCACCUCUGUCGCGAAGAGUGCCGGCGUGGCGAUAGCUGGCUGUUUCGGGGUGACGGUGGGGGACGGGCUGACGGGACUGGGCCACUUUGUGAUAGGCGGCGACGUGACUCGACCGGAGCGCUCCUGGUACAAUAUCCUGGGUGCUGGGACGACGUCUGGCCUGUUCGGCGGUGCCGCGUACGUUGCGAUGAACUACAAAGACCUCACUCCCUGGGGCAUGCGUGCGAUGCUUGGCGCUUUUACUAGUGUCGGGAUGAUUGGGGGGCUCUAUCUGGGCUACUGUGUGUACCGCCCCUUUGCUCUGCAGCGCACCCACGCCUUGUACGACCCUUACUGGCGUCCAUGGCAGACACGGAACAUGCGUUCCAAUGGUCCUGCACACGUGCGUGGAAAGUACCUGUGA